AUGAUGGCUUUAUGGGCCACAAAGUUGUCAAUCGGUUUGGACGACGACAAGCCUGUCGCUUGUCUGAUGUCCACCAGAACCGAAAUCCAACUAUAUCUACAUGGAAAAAAGGGUGGGGAGAAUGAGCGACGCGCCAAGAGCCAAGAAGGGCCAAGAGCGGACAGUCGCCAUGGAACUGACCCACAGAGGCGGUCUUUCCUCAGCGCAAGAAGCUUGGACGAAAGAAGGAGCGGUCGCAGCGCUGGAUCCAACAUCAGCCGCACCGUGGAGAACUUUCCGUUUUUCUUGCCCGAGGCGGUUGUGGGAAAAACAGGAGCGCCAGCGCUAAGUCCUCCAAGAUCACUGACUGCACACACACACGCACCAGUCCACCAUUUGAUGUGCCUGUCCUUUAGCAACAUGGGGUGCAGCUCAUGUGAUGUUCCAGCUGAACAUCACGCUUUUGGACGUCUCUCCUACUCUGAUCUUCGGAGUUAG
Molecule: messenger RNA, 477 nt
Organism: Cylindrotheca closterium
Lineage: Eukaryota; Bacillariophyta; Bacillariophyceae; Bacillariales; Bacillariaceae
Source: the annotation of a GenBank genome assembly